UCACAUACUUCAAUAUAGCGUUGCGUGGCGACUUUGCUAUAGAACGGUUGAGUUUAGGUCUCUAUAAAAUUAAAUUUCAUUGAUAAUUUCAUCUUUUUUCGUCACGUAUUGAAAUAUUUUCCGUUGGAAGACGAAAUAAUAAACCACAGUGUAAAAUUCGCAGUAUCUUCUGGACAUACAUCGUAUCAACUUCCUAGCUGCAUCCCCUUACAGCCUUGCGGUAACACAUCAUUGAAACAAACACAUAAAAUGCAAUUUGAUGGCGCAACGUAAUAUAACGGGGAUUUUUAUGUGCCGGUCCUGCAUCAUCCCUAAACAAUGUUGUCGGGAUCAAUGGGCAUUAUGGUCCUGCGCAGCAUCCCUAUCGCAGCAUCCAAGGUCCUGACGAGGUGUGCCGAAAAGUUCAUUCUUUAACCCCCGUUUCUAGCAAGAUAAAAUCAAAAUAAGGGGUUGAAUCUACUCAGUGUUGAGGGUCAUGGUUUUGUACUAAUCUGAUCGUCUAUGAUAAUCUAGCACAAAAUGGAAGGCGAAAAAACUUAAACCAUUCGUUGGAACACUCCCAAAUUGAUAUGAGUAACGAUGACAGAUGUGGCUUCACCAACAGUGAUGUUAAUACUUAACUCCACCUCAACUUAUGAACAUGAGGACACUUUUCAGUUGGAAGAAGCUUCUUCAACAAUCCUUCCUCUCAACUCGUCAUCCAAGACGAUCGAAACCGUUUUCCACAAUGACAAAGGAUAUUACAUAGAUGACGAUGAUGAUGGUUUGAACGAUCUGCAAGUCCUCUUCUUGGCCUGCUUUCUCACCUUGAUACCGCUCAUAGUUUCUGUUGUUGCAGCCUUCGGAAUAAGGAUUUUGUGGGUGAAAUACAGUAAGAGAAGGAAAGGUAGCAGUUGUGAUGGGAUGCUUGACAGAGAUGGGACCACUGAAUCGAUCAACAAACCAUUACAUUCUCAUCUAUUAAGCAGUGAUAAGGUUUCAUGUGAUACUCACUUAGACAUGAGUACCGAAGAAGUAGAAAUAUGUGAUAGUACAGUUGUAAAUACUAGUCAGGUUAGGAGCAACCACUCUAGUACCAAUGGAAGUAUAAUAACAAUGACUCUGAAGAAUAAUCAUCUCAUUGUUGAAACUGAGGAGAGAAAUGAUUUGGAGGCAGAUAGUCGAGAAACAACAAUGAGGUAUUCUCCAGGUGCUAGAGAUGGAAUAUUUAUUGUGGAAGUUCAACAAGGGAUGAGAAGUAGUCCUACGAGCACCUCAAAUGCGUCAACUUCCAAUUUUAACAUAGCUGUGAACAUGAGUAACCAAUGUGCCGUUGUGCAUAACAAUGCUGAUAGUUCUAGCGAAGAAGCACAGAAUGAAGAACCAGACGACCUGGGUUACACAGAAAUCAGCCUUCCAGAACCAAUCGGAGUAGGCCGAAUCAAAACUGGUCUCACCCAGUCUAGCUCCAGUCUAAACAACCCAUCGUACCACUACACCAACCAACAGUGCUACGAUAACGAGGGCUACGGUUACAACUUAUACAACGGCUACGUGAACGACGAGCCUCUGAAAAGAACGCAUUACAACCAGAAGCUGAAGAUCACGUCGGCCAUUUACAAGAACCCUUCGAAAUCUAUGGACUUAGAUGCUCCUCCUGAUGGUUUUCUGCUGUCAGAUAUUAUGGCGGCAUCGGUUGCUGCUUCUGGUGAAGAUAGAAAGGUCCAGGAUGGCGUAAGGAAGACUCCAAGUGUGGAAGGUGAUACGAAGAAGGAGAUUGUUCCGUCUGUUGGUGCUAGCUAAAUUUAUUUUAUAUUUGAGGGCGAGUUGAAAAUAUUUUCUGCCUGGUACUUGUUAUAUGUUUAUGUCUGCCUUAUUUCCUUCAGUAACGGAUCUUAUUUUGAUAUAUUUUGUCUGUACAUUAGUUCAAAUUCUAUCCAUUUAUUUCACAGGAGAAAUAAUAAAUUUUUCACACUCAAUAUCACCACCCAACGAACAACGAUCUUCAGUUCAAAUCGUCAGUUUUAAAAAUGUUCCGUUUUGAUCUGAUCAGUCACGUGGUGGUGUUUCCUCUUAAGGAAUUAAUUAAUCCCAUAUGAAAGAGCGUGUUUAUAUAAUAUUUGCUCCAGUUUGAAGCCAAUAA
Messenger RNA from Harmonia axyridis, 2122 nucleotides. RefSeq lists its product as uncharacterized. The coding region runs from base 580 to 1782 and encodes 400 amino acids. Lineage: Eukaryota; Metazoa; Arthropoda; Insecta; Coleoptera; Coccinellidae. The transcript is spliced from 7 exons. The record is from RefSeq and is a predicted model, not a curated record.